GCUAUACUAAAUAUACACGUUUACAAUAAUACACCUCUUGUAUAGUUUUAGAUUUUAUAUUUAGGCUAGAAAUGUUGCGAUUUGUGCUGCUUCUUACUAUAUUAGAUGUAGUUAGUGGAUAUAUGAUUUACUCGAGCGCAAAUGUGCAUGCAUUUAUUAAAGCAGAAAAAAGAAUACUCGAUGGAUUGGGAAACUAUAUUGACUAUGAGGAAAAACGGCUCGUUGACUUGAGAAAGUCAUCUGGAUAUGAAAAAGACAUUGAGUUGGCAGAAUAUAGAAUUGGAAAUUUAACAGAGUUUUUCGAGCAAGUCAAAGAAAACUACACAUCGUUCUCAGAAGACGAAUAUUUAAAGAGAGCGUCUCACCCAACCACAGUUCAUCACAUUUUAAACAAUUUUGUGACCAACUGGAAUAAAAAACUAAAAAGUACAUUUUACGGUAAAAAGUUCGUGGACUUUUUGAAUAUUUCCAAAACCUUGCUGCCAGAAUUCUUUGACGUCGAGACCAGUAAGCUUGCCUUGCUUACAAUUCAGAGGGUCUACAACAUUUCGGCAACGCGUAUGAUAACAGGUGAUCUGUUUGGUCACCAGGGGGAGCCACUAAGUUUUGCCGACGCGUACGAAAUGGGAAUUCUAUCGCUGCGAAAAGGAUUCAUCCACGAAGCAUCUGAAUGGUUGCAGCUGGUUGUUGACGAAUGUGAAAGACAGCCAAAUCAAAGCACCUUCUCCGCGACUUCGGCUUAUUCCAGGCUAGGCCUAGCGUAUCACGUGCUAAAUAAAUUUGACGAAGCUGAAGUCCUGUUGGAGAAAGCUCAUCAUCUUAACGAGAGCGACAAGGAGAUGUAUAUGCUGUAUAUUCAGUACAGAAACAGAAAAGUGCCAAACGUACACGUGUACAAGAAUCCCGAUUGGUGGAACAACUACACUCGAAUGUGCAACGCCAACAAAACAGUAUCCAAGUUAUUAUGGUACCACCGAUGUCGCUACAGAUGUUCACGUGACAUAUUCCAGUUAUACAAGGAGGAAAUACUGAGCGUAUCUCCAUACGUAUCUUUAAUUCAUUACGUCAUUGACAACCAGACAGCAAAUCAAGUGAAACUUGAAGCUACCAAACAGAUCAACAAUGCCAGUUCAUCGAAAUCCGACGAAUGGAUGAGAGUAACAUACUUGUCCAGCGAAAAUCAAAAGGCGACAAACAUAUUUUCGAUGGUUACCAAGGUAACGGGACUGCUAGCAAAGCCGACCAUUGGCGGGACGCUCAAAACUGAGGUGCUGAAUUAUGGUAUUGGAGGACAGUAUGAGCCUCGUUUUGAUCCUCCGCACCUUGUUGAUGUGGACCAAAGGAUGGCAUCUGUUUUCAUUUACCUUACUGAUGUUGAUGAAGGUGGUGCCACGAUUUUCCCAAAUCUAGGGAUCAAAGUUGCUCCCCGGAAAGGAUCUGCCUUGUUUUGGUUUAAUUACAAACCGGACGGAAGACCUGAGAUAAACUUGGAGCGCAGAGAAUGUCCCGUCGUCAUUGGUCAAAAAUGGACGGCGCAAACCUGGAUCUGGAAAUGCGGUAACGAGAAUCGACGGCCAUGUGCUAAAAAUAGUAACAGCACCCAGUUCGCAGUGGAGAGAAUGCUUUUUCCACAGCGAGAAUGUCGUUACCCAUGACGACAACAUAUAUUUAAUAGAACAUUUCCCAGUUUAACACACGUAAAAUACAUUUUAAUAUAAUCAUUUUCUUGUACAGUUUCAUUCACGUGUAAAAGGUGUAUUAAUUAAUGUGUGUUCAGUUUAGUGUGUAGAGAAAAAUAAAUUGAGUAAAUGGUC
This is a messenger RNA of Gigantopelta aegis, 1814 nucleotides long. RefSeq names its product prolyl 4-hydroxylase subunit alpha-1-like. The coding region runs from base 72 to 1655 and encodes 527 amino acids. Gene Ontology annotation, biological process: peptidyl-proline hydroxylation to 4-hydroxy-L-proline. Gene Ontology annotation, cellular component: endoplasmic reticulum. Lineage: Eukaryota; Metazoa; Mollusca; Gastropoda; Neomphalida; Peltospiridae. The record is from RefSeq and is a predicted model, not a curated record. Gene Ontology annotation, molecular function: L-ascorbic acid binding; iron ion binding; protein binding. The transcript has 14 exons.